Messenger RNA from Lactuca virosa, 627 nucleotides. The record is from the annotation of a GenBank genome assembly. NCBI's taxonomy places the organism in Eukaryota, Viridiplantae, Streptophyta, Magnoliopsida, Asterales, Asteraceae.
AUGACGAUAAGAUGGAGAUUUGUUCGGCCUGUCUUCAUCCCUAUUUCCCUAGGCACUAAGAGCGUUCUCCCAAGUCCAAGGCCUGACUGGCGUAUAACGGGUAAGAAAGCUGACGAACCAGAUGUUGCAGAGUUCAUAUCGGCAAUUGCAGCCGGAAACAACGCUCAACUCAUGGUGGUUGCAUGUGCUGGGGUGGCCGGCUCUACCACCCAAGGCCUCAUUGUUGCAUCUCAUGAAACUGGUGGUAGGCUGAUCUGCAUGGUCAAGGUAAUCGAGGAGCUUCACUAUUCCAAGCAAGCUCUUAGCUUAGAUGCGAGCCAAGUAGAGUUUGUUGUAGGAAAUGCUCAAACUCUCUUGUCAAAUGACUACAAAUCCACGGAUCUUGUGGUAAUUGACAGCAAUGUAGAUAAUCAUGAAGGGAUUUUGGGAUCUAUACAAAAUGAGCGAGCAAAGAGUACGAUUGUUUUGGGGUAUAACACAUUUUGGAAGGAUUCGUGGGUUUGGAGCAGAUCAAACAGUCACUUGUUGCCCAUAGGAGAAGGGUUGCUAUUGAUGAGAAUUGUCGGACAGUCUGAUGAUGGUGGUUGCAAGAACAGUGGCCAUGGCGGCAACAAUGGCGGAAGGUGA